CGGUGAGAUCACAGGAUUCACAGGGCGCAACGGCUGCCGUCACGCGCGGUCGCUGGGGCGUGGGCAACUGGGCGUGCCGGAUCUCAUCUAACGCCGCCACUUGCUGCCACGACCUCCUCCUCCCCCCCCCGCACACCUCUGACCUCCCUCCGUCCAUCUCAUCAUCAUCUUUGUCCCUCUCGCGCAAUUCGCCGAACACACCGCGCGCGCCUCGCCUCCCAGCGACGGCCGCCUCGACGGCCAAUGCUGGCGGCGGGAUGAGCGUGGAGGAGGAGGUGGAGCGCGGGGAGGAGGACCUGUUCUACGAGUCGCUCGACCGCAUCCUCUCCUCGUCGGGCUCCUCCACCUCUGCCUCGGACGACGAUGGCGCCGACCGCCCGCGCCACCGCCGCAGCUGCGAUGCGCCAGCCGCAGCGGCCCUCGACCUGUGGACCUCCCAGCCGGCGCCCGUCCAUGAGCGGCGGCGCCGGCUGCUCCAUCUCAUGGGGCUCACCGGCGAUCCUUCCCUCGCCGGAUUUGAGAUUGCCCGGUCCGCCUCCGGAGAAGCCGCGGGACCGCCCCCGGCCUCUCCCGUCUCGUGGUCCAGGUCAGGCGGGGCCGCCCUGGGCUCCGCCGGGAAGCCGCCGCUCGGGGGCGGCCGUCUGCGCUUCUCCUUGUCCGACGGGUCCGAUGCCGCCGACGAGGACCCCAGGUGCCUGAUCAGGAACCUCGACGACGGCAGAGAGUACGUGGUGAGGGAAGAAUUCGCUCUCCGCGAGGUCGGCACGGGGCGCCACCUUACCGUUGAGGAGUUGGCCCGUUCACCCAUCGUUCAGGAGCUUAUGCGCCGCCAAGCUUUCAGUACUCCCAACUCCAACUGCACCUCAAAUUCCCAAAGCGGCACCUCCACGCCGAUCGAGAGAUCGAGCUCAGGUUCCAGCAACGGUGGGGGGCGCGCCAAGCGGCGUAGCAGCUGGCUCCGCAGCAUCCGCUGCGUAGCUGGCUCCUUCGCGUCCCACUCACGUGACCGCCGCAGCAGCGACGAGAAGGACGCGUCUCCAGAGAAAGGCGGGCACCACUCCAGCUCCACGACGGAUGACAGCCAGGACAGUGUUCCACGCCAUGGUCCGGCCCGUGUCAAGGUGCGGCAGUAUGGGAAGUCAUAUAAGGAGCUCAGUGGCCUGUUUAUGACACAGGAGAUACAGGCACACAGUGGUUCCAUAUGGAGCAUCAAAUUUAGUCCUGAUGGCCGUUACCUUGCGACUGCUGGGGAGGAUUGCGUAAUUCAUGUUUGGGAGGUGUUGGAGUUUGAGAGGGCAAGGAAGGAGAAUGAGGUGUGCAAUCCGCUUGUUGCUAUGGUGUGCAAUGAGUCAUCAGAGACAACGGUGGGAUCAGCUGCUCCAAGUGAGAGCCAUUGGGAGAAGAAGCUGAGAUCAAAGGUACUGCACGGUGGGGGAUCGGUGAGCUCAGACAGGUUGAUGGUGCCUGAGUAUGUGUUUGCACUGUCCGAGAAGCCCGUGAUAACCUUUGCAGGGCAUUCAGAGGAUGUGCUUGAUCUCAGCUGGUCCAAAUCUCAGUUCUUGCAGUAUUUGCUUUCAUCAUCAAUGGAUAAAACCGUACGGUUGUGGCACAUGUCAAGCACUUAUUGUUUGAAAACCUUCUCACACACUGACUAUGUGACUUGCAUCCAGUUCAAUCCUGUUGAUGAUAGAUACUUCAUUAGUGGUUCCCUGGAUGAGAAGGUUCGCAUUUGGAGUAUUCCAAAGCGUGAAAUAGUUGAUUGGGUCGACCUUCAUGAAAUGGUUACUGCUGCCUGCUAUACUCCAGAUGGAAAGGGCGCUCUGGUUGGGUCCCACAAGGGCAGCUGCCAUCUGUAUGAUACAUCUGAUGACAUGCUUUGCUACAAAACACAGAUCGACCUACAAAACAAGAGAAGGAAAUCUAGCCAGAAGAAAAUAACAGGAUUUCAGUUUGUCCCAGGGGAUUCUUCAAUGGUCAUAAUCACAUCUGCAGAUUCACGGAUCAGAGUUCUUGAUGGUUUUGAGCUAGCGCAUAGGUUUAAAGGAUUCCGAAACACAAGCAGCCAAAUCUCAGCUUGUUUAGCUGGAAAUGGGCGGUAUAUUAUCUCGGCAAGUGAGGAUUCCCAUGUAUAUAUCUGGAGAAACAAUGAUGGUCCGAAACCAAGUAGAAAGAAGGGCAUUGUUUCUGUCACAGAUAGCCAUGAAUACUUCCACUGCCAGAGUGUGACAGUUGCUGUUACCUGGCCUUUUGCCAGCACCGCAAUGACUUGUUUAAUGAACCCCGGGAAGCAAGAAGAGCUUGAGCGUGGGUCUGAGCCGCAAGAUCUGCAAACCAAACUUGCCAAGGCACAGGAGAUGCCAGAUGUUGAGUACCGGAGCACAAAUAUCACGAGUAACAACUCGAAUCAUAAUAAUGGUGACCGGACAUCUCCGACUUGGCCUGAAAAACUUAACACACCACCAAAUCAAAGUCUCAGGGCUACUACCUGCCAUGCCAACGAGGGAGAUCAAGCUCUGAAUCGGUCGGCCUGGGGCCUAGUGAUUGUCACAGCAGGCCGUGGAGGUCAAAUCAGAACAUUUCAAAACUUUGGUUUUCCUGUAAGAGUAUAGCAUGAAUAUGAAUACGUAAGAUAAUAGUCACUGCCAUUCAGGAGUGUAGUUUGUGUAUAGAUAGGAGAUAGUGGGUGAGUUUCACACUAUUCAGGGAUUGGGUCUGAUUGUUCCUUGGCGUGCAUGCUAGAGAUCAGAAUCUUCAUCUGACAUACACUGUGUACUGCGAAACUUGGUAUUUAUUUACCCUGAGGCCUAAAUUGUACACGAAAGAGAAAGCCCUAGAGAGCAACACUAUCAGCUGACUGCAGAUAAUUUAUCUGUCCGCUAAAACCCCUCCUUUCGCUAUUACUAUUCCGAACCAUUGCAUGUUCUUGUAAGAAAAAAAAAUACAUGUGGUGAAAUUGUCGUUU
Molecule: messenger RNA, 2962 nt
Organism: Zea mays
Lineage: Eukaryota; Viridiplantae; Streptophyta; Magnoliopsida; Poales; Poaceae
Product: signal transducer
Exons: 7
Coding region: 258-2609 (783 amino acids)
Molecular function (GO): protein binding
Source: RefSeq, a predicted model, not a curated record